Molecule: messenger RNA, 4989 nt
Organism: Schistosoma turkestanicum
Lineage: Eukaryota; Metazoa; Platyhelminthes; Trematoda; Strigeidida; Schistosomatidae
Source: the annotation of a GenBank genome assembly
AUGCUGUCCAAGUGUUCUGUUGGUACACGUUUCUCGAAUUCAUUGGUAGAGCGUGUAAAUAAACGUGCUAUUCUUGUCAAAUUACCUAAAACAAAUGGUUUCAAAGCAGUUAUCAGAGUAUCUGAUCAUGAUUUUCUAGAGAACGUAGCUAUAGCUACAAUAAACAAGAAACUGUUGAGUGUACCGUUUUUGUCUCUUCAUGAAUUAAAACCUGGGAAUAAAGUAUCGGCCACUGUUAAACGUUAUUCAAAAACUGGCAUUGUUGUUCACCUAGAGGGUCGGAUUCACGGACUAAUACCUUAUCUACACACAACUGAUGUUAAUCUCAAAGAUCGUAAAGAGAAAUUUAAAGCAGGCGAAAAAAUUUCUUGUUUAGUUUUACAACUUGACGAAUGUGCCAAUAAAUUGAUUUUAACCGCGAAACCAGGUUUAAUAAAUGCUGAACUUCCAAUAUUUGGCAGUCAGGAAAUGUAUUCUGCACUGGAAAAGGGCAAUAAUGACCAACUAUUGAUUAUAGGGUUUAUUGUUAAGGUCAGCGAAAAAGGUUUACUUAUCUCUGGUUUGGAUAAUAUUCGUGGAUGGAUACCUAGACGUGAGACUGGACUAGCUGAUGAAGAUAUUUUGCAGACAAACUUUUAUCGUGGACAAGUACUAAAAAUGAAAUUUAAACGUGAAAUUAACAUCUCAUCAGAAGAUAAAAUAGAUGAUAAUCAGAGUACUCGUUCAAAGUAUAUGCUUUCCUUAAAGUUUCAUUCUAAGAAAACUAAAAACACACAGUCGGUAUUCUUGAACUCUGUACAAAUUGGUCAGCUUUUCAGGGCUACUGUAAAUCGAGUACAAGACACUGGAAUUUCUAUUAACCUUUACGACAAUGAAAAGAACAGUAAUACUGACGCUCCUGUACUCGGUACAGGAUUUCUGUCAUUUGAUCAAUUAUCUGAUUAUGAAUCAAAUCAACAACUUUUAAGUCGAUAUAUUAAAAAUAUAAAAUCUGGCUCUUCGCUUGAUUGGAAUCACUUUGCUCGUGAUGUUGUCGUUAUUGAUAAAGGGAAGCAAACUGUCAUUUUAUCUGCUAGACCAACAUUAAUCCAAGCAGCCAGUGAUUUGAAUACAAAUAUUAGUACUGACGUUAAUAAGGCUGAUUCAGAAGUAUCUACUAAAAGGCCUGGUUUCCUAAGAACGUUUGAUGAAUUACAAGUUGGUAGACUACUGGUGUAUUUGUUCACUUUCCCGCUGGGAUUUAUGGCUUUGGCACCGAAGCAUCUUUUAUCUGACUGUCGCGUUCCGUCUAAUACUAACUGGACUGAAUUGUUUCCAGUUGGUGCUACUGUUAUUGCCAAGAUUGUUGAAGUGACUCCUGAAAAACGUCAUUGUUUGAUAAGCUUGAAAAUGUUUGAUAUAUACACUGCUAAAGAAAAUUAUGUUAAUGAGGCAAUACAUUCACUAAAAUAUUAUUUAACUGAAAGAGAAUGGAUCUCACAGAAACACGAGCUCUUAGGUUCGUUUCGUAUUGGAGAUCAUGUUGAUUUCAAAGUUGAAACAUUGGAAAAUUCUGUAAUUUUUGGUAAGGCAAGUAAACUAUCAGAGAAAAAUCCCACUAAACAACACGCAUGGGUACCAGCUUUGGUGUAUGUGGCGAAUUCAAAAAAUACAGACUGUGUAAUUUCUCAAACAUACUCAGGUAUUGUAUGUUUUGUUGAUCAUGAACAAUCACGACUAGAAAUUGUCCUAUCCACUUGGUUGGUAAACAGUAUGAUGACAAGAAAAGAGAAUGUUUCUAGUUGUUUAAAACGAAAUCAACAAGUAUCGUCUAUUGUACUGGCAUAUCGGAAUCGUGACGUAGUCGUUCUUGGUUUACGUGGUCAUGCAACUGGAUUAUUAGGUGUUGUACCAGCAAGACGUACAUUUAAUGAUGUAGUGGGUGGAAAUGCUUGGGUUGUUGGCCAACGAAAUAAAAUAACUUUUCGACAAUCAUUCAAACAAGAAAACAAUUCAAUGAAGUUGAAAUUGUGUACCUUAACAAUUUAUGAUCCUAUUGAAGAUGAUCAAAUAAAGGUGACUUCUGAUGAACAGAAUAACCAAAUGAACAUGUCUGAUAAUGAAAAUCUUAGUGGCAUAUUAAAUACAUCAAAUCUUAUUACUUUUCAACCAGGUCAACAAAUUUCUGAUCUCUACUUUAUGAGUAUUUACUCGCAAACAGCAUUUUUCGCUGUUGGCUCAGUCAAAGGUCCACAUGUAUAUUGUCAUUUGAUCAAUUGGGAUAAUAGUGUUAAAUCUAUAAGGGCAUUUUCAAGUCAUCCACCUGAAGUUGGUGCAAAAAUUGAAAGGACUGCAACUGUUCUUUUCUCUUAUCUUGAUGAUAAAUUAAUUAUUAAACGUAAAAAUAUGGGAUUUCGUUCGAAAAUCUCAGAAAUCACCUUUCUUGAUAAACCUAAAGUAUCUGUUGGAGAAUUAGUUUGUGCACAGGUAUCCCGUUUAAAGAAUGACUAUUGGACAGUUUUUCUACCUGGUCGUGCUAGUGGACGAUUGCAUGUAACAGAUAUGAAUUAUUCAGAUCUAGAUGUUAAGCCAUUGGAUUUAACUGUAACGUCUAAUACUUCUGAGUCAUCAAAAAUUUUCAAUAUUCACGAAAACUCAAAUCAAAUCAAAGCGCAUUACUUUAUUACUUGUCGAAUUGUAGAUCAAUGUCAAAUUGUCAAUACGAAUAAUGAUGAUUUGUUUAAUACCAAUGAUACCAAUGAAGUUAUUUAUUUUGUCUCUAAUAAAGUUAAGCUUUUACGAGAUUCACCUCUAUCAAGUGCUGAUGAACAGUCUGUGAAUAAGCCGCCUGAUUUUAAUAUACCAGUUGACGGAUUUGUUAAGACUAUUCGUCCACAUGGUCUUGUAUUAUGUUUAUCUCGAACCAUGGAUAUUCUAGUUCCGUUUCCUCCUGAUAUGAAAGCCAGACUGAGUGUUUGUGGAAUCCGGUUUAAAGUUGGUGAUCAUCUUCUUGUUUGUCCUAAAGGACUAAUCAAUGAUAAACUUGUCGGUGAAUUAGUUUGUGAUAAUUCUAAUAAUUGUGAACAUAUUCCAGAAGAUUGUAUGCAUGAACUUGUUACCAAACUAUUGAAUGAAUUAUCAAAUCAAAAAACUACUAGUCAAUCACAUAAACGUGAACUAGUUAUUCAUGAUGAUUUGAAUGAUACUUUAGAUUCCAUGAAUUAUGAAUCAGCUUCAAAUACAUCGUUGAUUAAUGAAGAUCAUUUGAAUCCGUCACGUAAACGAAAAUUCACUGAUUCAAAUGAUGAAUCAAUUCAUCAAUCAUCAUUCAAUGAUGAAGAGUCAACCUUCAUAUCAAAAAGUUUAAAGAAGAACAAACAACCUCGUCUAGAAGAAGAUGAAAUUAAUCUACCUGAUAAUAAAUCUAUAAAACAGAAAGUUAAAAAGAAAAAAUCAUCAGAUGACUUUGUAAAUAAUUUACCUUUAACUGGUGAUAAUAUUUUUUCGAAAAAUUUACUGAAACGUUAUGAACAAUAUAUGUAUCCUAAAAAUGAAACUGAAAAUGAAUGUGAGGAUAAAUUGCAGACGCAUCAAAUAAUCGAAUCAACAGAUGCAAACAAUAAUGAACAUUUAGAUGUUGAAAUGAAUGAUAAAGAAGAAAAUGUAGAAAGUCAAACUGCUAAAGAAUGGCGUUUACGAGAGAUGGAGAUGCGUAAAGCUAUGUUGGCAACAUUGACCACUGAACAACAGUGUCUUCCUAAAGGACAGUUACAUCCACAAACCACAGAAGAAUUUGAAUUAGCUGUUCGUAAUAUGCCAUCAAAUGAAGUUUGUUGGAUUGCUUAUAUGACACAUGUGUUGUCAAGCAAAGCAGGUCAUCAAUCUGUUAGUAGUGGUUCUAGCAAAGGAGUUAUAGACGCCAGAGCAAUUGCUGACCGUGGAUUACGAGCUAUUUCAAACUCUACCGGUAAUAAUCAAUUAGUAAAACAAUCCCGUUUACUCACAUCCUAUUUAAUUAUGGAAGCAAAAGAAUUGGAACGUCUGUCCUGCCUUCAAAAACAACAACAAUAUCACUUGUCAUCUUCAACAUCUAUGUCAGAUUUAGUAAUAGAAAUUAAUCAACAAUCAAAACGUGUUUCCCAGUUACUGACUCAAUUGUUGAAUUUAAAUCAAGCUCCUUUUAUUAGAAAAGCUAUCGAUACUCUUUCAGAUAUCGGUCACCACACACGUGCCGAAGAACUAGCUCGUCGGCAAAUAAAAUCUUCUCCAAACGAUGUAGACCAUUGGCUUUCACUUAUAAGAGUGCGAUUUCGAGCUGGCAAUACUGAAGCUGCUCGUGAAGCUCAACGAAAUGCAGCUUCGCUGUUAAAAUUGUCUUUUCUUCCACAACUUGCUAUUGGUGUUGCAAGAAUUGAAUUUGAAUAUGGCGAUGUUGAUCGUGGAAUACGUUUGUUGCAAGAACAAUUAACUGUCCAUCCGAAACGUAAACUUUUAUAUGAAGAAUGUAUCAAACUAUUAUUAAUGAAUGAUAAAAUUAAAGAAGCCAGAACUGUUCAACAGCAAGCUGAGAAAAAUUUAAAACCUGUUCAGUGUACCACGUUAAAUUCGUUGUUUGAAGGUCAAGUGAAAUGUUGAACAAAUUUAUCUGUAUAUCAGAUUUCCUUAGAGAAAACGUUUCCUCAUUUUUGUACUACUUCUGAUACUGUGAAUAAAUUUUUUGUAUUAAAGAUAUUUAGUUAUUUUUCCAAUAAGAAAUGCAUGAAUUUAAUGGUUGACUUCUGUGUCACUUGACUCAACGAUUUUGAUGAUACACUAUUAUCUAGUAGAUCACAUACAAUAACUAUUGGCUGUAUGAUAUUAUUAUGGCCUACACACAAGAUGAAAGUGUUACCAUAUUUGCACUAUCUUUAGAGUGAGCAAUAAUACUGUCUGGUUUUGACGUUCUAUCGUUCAACCUUUUUCAAGUUCCAUGUGCUUCAUUUGAUCAGUUUUAAUUGUAUAAUAACUUUC